This is a messenger RNA of Bombus terrestris (buff-tailed bumblebee), 759 nucleotides long. It is a transcript of the gene mRpL12, whose product is annotated as 39S ribosomal protein L12, mitochondrial. Gene Ontology annotation, biological process: mitochondrial transcription; translation. Bases 92 to 643 code for a protein of 183 amino acids. Gene Ontology annotation, cellular component: ribosome; mitochondrial large ribosomal subunit. The record is from RefSeq and is a predicted model, not a curated record. The transcript has 4 exons. Gene Ontology annotation, molecular function: structural constituent of ribosome. NCBI's taxonomy places the organism in Eukaryota, Metazoa, Arthropoda, Insecta, Hymenoptera, Apidae.
AUCUCAUCUAGUUUAUAUUUCUUAACGUUUUCAUUCUCAUUGUUCAUUGUUUUUGUGUGAAAAAAGCUUUAGUUUAAUAAACCACUGUAAAAUGAAUAUAAUGCAUACGUUACGAUUUAGCUGUCAAAGGAAUAUCCAUCAAAUUCGCCAAUUUCACAAAUGUAUUAUUCAACAAUCAGAAGUUGCUGCUACAGCUAGUACAACUUCUGUGCCUGAGUCUGUUUCUACACAGCAAGAACCAGUUAAUGCUAAAAUAGAAAUGAUUGCUAAUCACAUCGUUUCCUUAAAUCUUAUAGAAGUAGCUCAAUUGAGUGACUUACUUAAAAAAAGAUUAAACUUGCCAGAUGCACCUGUAAUGCCUAUGGGUGGUUUUGUUAGUGCUGCAUCAAAAGUAGAAGAAGAUAAUGAUGAACCUCAAGUAGUACAAACUGCAUUUAGUGUUAAACUUACUGGUUAUGAUGAAAAACAAAAGAUUGCUCUAAUAAAAGAGAUAAAGACCAUAUUACCAGAUUGUAAUCUUGUCCAGGCCAAAAAGUUUGUUGAGAGUGUACCAGCCACAAUCAAAUCUGAUAUCUCAAAAGAAGAGGCUGACAAGAUAAAGGAAGUCAUCACCAACGUCGGUGCUAUAGUUGAAAUUGUUUAAUUUUUUUAUUUAAAUAUAUAUGGAAAUUCAUCUUUUAUGGAUUUAGUAGAAUUUUAUAAUAAAGUAAGCAUUUACAAUAAUCCAUUAAACAAAAAUAAAAUAAUUCCACUAUUUUA